This is a messenger RNA of Gastrolobium bilobum, 2361 nucleotides long. Its product is annotated as zinc finger BED domain-containing protein RICESLEEPER 2-like. The transcript has 6 exons. The record is from RefSeq and is a predicted model, not a curated record. Lineage: Eukaryota; Viridiplantae; Streptophyta; Magnoliopsida; Fabales; Fabaceae. The coding region runs from base 1 to 2361 and encodes 786 amino acids. Gene Ontology annotation, molecular function: protein dimerization activity; DNA binding.
AUGCACCCAAACGACGAAGAGAAAAUCGCCUUCAUCACUGAGAAGGCCAACUAUUGCUACACAGAGAUACCCUUUGGCCACAAGAAAGCUAGAGCCACCUACCAGUGCAUGAUGAGCAGCGUAUCUUGGCAGCCAGUCAGCCACCGUGCUCUUCCUCUCCACCGACAGCCACCUCUGUGUUUUCACUCAGGUAUUGUUGUGACCGAAAUCCCUCUCUACUACUUGGAUUGUAUCAAUGCUGAUGAGUUGUUUAUAUGGUCAGGAACCAAAGAGGAAGACAGAUCAUUAUUGAUCCUUCCCUUUACUUAUCUUCGACUUCAAGUCUCUGAAAUGGCUGAUUCAAAUAGGGAAAGCUUGGCGAUGCUUGAAGAAGGCAAUGAUGUUGAUGCAGAAAGUGAUGAAUUGGAAGAAGUUGAAGAAGGACCUGCUUUUAAAAAGGCUAGGAAAAGGCAAGCUCGUUGCUGGAAACAUUUCACAAUAAUAGGAGAAAAAAGGAAUGAAAAGGCAAGAUGCAAUGGUUGCAAGACAGAGUACAAGAUUGACAGUAAGACUUGUGGUACGUCUACUUUAAACCGUCACAUUGAUAAAUGCACACAAAUUAAACAUGAAGAUAUUGGUCAAGUCAUAUUGGACAUGCAAGGUAAAAUGAAGGCUAUAAAAAUAGAUAUGAAGGUAGCACGUGAGAUGUAUGCUGAAGCUGUUAUUGAACAUGACCAACCUUUUAACUUUGCUGAGUAUAGAAAGUUCAGGCGUUUCCAUAAUUACUUGAAUCCAGAUUGGACUGGCAUUUCUAGAUAUACUCUUAAACAAGAUGUUUUAAAUUUGCACAUGAGAGACAAGCUGAAGCUGAAAAAGAUGUUUGGUAGCAUUCAAAGUAGGAUAUGCUUAACUUCAGAUUUGUGGACAUCUUGUAAUACUGAGGGUUAUGUUUGCUUAACUGCCCAUUUCAUUGAUGUCAAUUGGAAGCUGAAUAGUAAAAUUAUUGCCUUCCGUCAUAUGCCUCCUCCUCAUACUGGAUUUGAAUUGACUCAUAAAAUACUUGGUUUGUUGAAGGAAUGGGGCAUAGAGAAGAAGAUUUUUACCAUUACUUUGGACAAUGCAUCUGCAAAUGAUUCUAUGGUUGGUGGUUUGAGAAGCCAAUUGAAUAUGCAAAAAUUGUUGUUAUGUGAUGGGAAAUUUUUUCAUGUGCGUUGUUCUGCACACAUAUUGAAUUUGAUUGUUCAAGAUGGAGUAAAAGUUGCAAAUGAUGCCUUGACUCGGAUUAGAGAGAGUGUUAAAUAUAUAAAAGGCACAGAAUCAAGAAUGAUCAAAUUUAAGGAGUGCAUUGAACAAGUUGGUGGUGAGAAAACUGUAACUGCAUUGAUAGCAGAUGUACCCACUAGAUGGAAUUCCACUUAUGAAAUGCUUAAUCGUGCUCUCAAAUUCAGGCGUGAGUUAGCAAUUCUCCAAUUGAGUGAUAGAAAUUACAAGUAUUAUCCUUCAGAAGAAGAGUGGAAUAGGUUGGAAAUUCUUUGUCGGUUCUUGCAUCCAUUUUGUGAGAUCACUAAUUUGAUGUCUGGCAUUUCUUAUCCUACUUCUAACUUGUAUUUUCUACAAGUUUGGAAAAUUCAGCGGGUUCUCAUUCGUAUGAGUAAUGAUGAAGAUGUGGUUGUAAGUAGCAUGGCUAAUAAGAUGAUGGAUAAGUUUCAAAAAUAUUGGGAAGAUUAUAGUGAUGUGCUUUCACUAGGAGCUGUUCUUGAUCCUCGCAUUAAGUUUACUAUAUUAUCUUUUUGUCAUAGAAAGAUUGAUGCUUACACACAUGAUGACAAGAUGGAAAAUAUAAAGGCAAACGUGUAUAAGCUCUUUGAGAAUUAUGUAAAAAUUAAUUCAUCAACUACCAUUGAUCAAAGUCAAGAUAACACCCACUCUUCAAGUCAAGGGUCAAUGGAAUCGAGAGGAUGGGAUGAUGAGAUAUUGGAUGAAUUGACCUUGCACACUCAACACCAAGCAAUAAAUGCUGGAAAAUCUGAACUUGAUGUUUAUUUAGAGGAGCCGCCUGUAAUGGUUAUUCACAGCUGGAAUAGUUUAGAUGCAUUGCAAUGGUGGAAAGAUAAUAGUUGUCGUUUUCCGAGUCUAUCAUUAAUGGCUCGUGACUUGUUAAGCAUUCCUAUUACCACUGUGGCAUCUGAAUCUGCUUUUAGCAUUGGAUCACGUGUGCUUAACAAAUAUAGAAAUAAGUUGUUGUCAAAGAAUGUUGAAGCUUUGAUAUGUACCCGCAAUUGGUUGGCUGGUUUUGUUGCCAAUGAUGAUGAUGAUGAUGAGGAUGGUAUUUCCCAUAUAUUAGCUUCUUCGCGGGGAUCUAAUGGUCAUGAAACUUUUUAG